AUGAAUGUGAAGAGUAUGUGGAAGAAAACUAACCUUCAGUCCAUGUUCACGAUGCUGGAGAGGAUUUCCUUCACUGUAGAGGAGAGGACAACCUGCUACAUCAGGCCCAUGGUUCUUCAACAACAAAAGAAAAGCAAAAGUGGCAGGGAUGAGCCUUCCAGCUAUAUAUGUACCACAUGUAAGCAGCCCUUCCCCAGCGCCUGGUUCCUGCUGCAGCAUGCCCAGAAUAGCCACGGCAUUCGGAUAUACCUGGAGUCCAACCCCUCAAGCACUGCCCUCACCCCACGCCUCGCUAUGCCUCCACCCAUGGGCAACGACUCCAUCCCGCAGUCCCCCCUCACCAACUUUCUCGGGGACAACAACCCGUUUCACCUAUUGAGGAUGGCGGGACCCCUGCUCCGGGAGCCUCCCCUAGGCUUUAUGGAGAACCGACUUCCCAACACGCCUCCAUUCAUCAGCCCGCCUCCCCGCCACCACCUGGACCCCCAUCGACUGGAACGCCUUAGCGCAGAGGAAAUGGGCCUCAUAUCACAGCACCCCAGUGCCUUUGAGAGGGUGAUGCGGCUAACGCCCAUGGCCAUGGAGUCCCAGUCCAUGGACUUCUCCAGGCGGUUACGUGAGUUGGCAGGGAACAACAACAACACCACUCCACCUUUGUCCCCCAGCAGGUCCAACCCUAUGCACCGACUGCUAAACCCCAAUCCCUUCCAGCCUGGGCCAAAAUCACCUUUUCUGAGCACCCCUCCCUUACCGCCGAUGCCCCUAAACAGCACCACCCCUCCCCAGACACAGAACAAAGUCAAGUCCUGUGAGUUCUGCGGUAAGACCUUCAAGUUCCAGAGCAACUUGGUGGUGCAUCGGCGCAGCCAUACUGGAGAAAAACCAUACAAGUGCCAGCUGUGUGACCACGCUUGCUCUCAGGCAAGCAAGCUGAAGCGCCACAUGAAGACCCACAUGCACAAGGCUGGAUCCCUGACAGGGCGCUCAGAUGAUGGACUGUCCACCACAAGCUCCCCAGAGCCUGGCACCAGUGAUGUCACAGGUGAAGGCAUGAAGAAUCGUGAUGGGGACUUCCAGGGGGAAGGCAACGAGGACGAAGAAGAGGAGGAAGAAGAAGAGGAACUUGAGAAUGAGAGUCGACCAGAGUCCAACUUCAGCAUGGAGUGUGAGUUCUUCAGGAACAGGGAGAACGGCUCUAAACUGCCCUCAGAGGACAAGCCAUCACUCGCCCUUGAGAAAAUGGUGGAAGGUGGGGGUCUAAACUCUAUUCAGCAGUACAAUAAUUUAAUAGUUGACAAUCGUAAAAGGAUGCCCUUCACCAAGAGGGGUUCCGAUGGCCUGAGGGAUACAGGGGAUGAGGACUCAGUGGCUGGGGAGAUAAACCACCACCACCAGCAGGAAGAGAGGACCACCAUUAAUGGCCGGAACUGUGGCUCCGUUGACUCUUUCUCAGGCCUGUUUCCACGUAAGCCCACCCCUAUCACCAGCCCCAGCCUGUCCAUCUCCUCAAAUAAGAGGAUCAAGAUUGAGAAGGACUUGGACAUUCCCCCAGCACCCCAUAUUCCCUCCGAGAACGUGUACUCCCAGUGGUUGGUGGGCUAUGCUGCCUCACGCCACUUCAUCAAAGACCCUUUCCUCGGCUUCACUGACUCCAGACAAUCGCCCUUCGCCACCUCCUCUGAGCACUCGUCCGAGAACGGCAGCUUGCGGUUUUCAACGCCUCCGGGUGACCUGCUGGAUGGAGGUCUUUCAGGACGCAGCGGCACCGCCAGUGGAGGCAGCACGCCUCACCUGGGUGGAGGUCCAGGCAGGCCUGGCUCCAAGGAUAGCAGGAGGUGCGACACCUGCGAAUACUGCGGCAAGGUGUUCAAGAACUGUAGCAACCUGACGGUGCACCGGCGCAGCCACACAGGUGAGAGGCCCUACAAGUGUGACCUGUGCAACUAUGCCUGUGCCCAGAGCUCCAAGCUCACACGCCACAUGAAGACACACGGCCAGCAUGGGAAGGAUGUCUACCGCUGUGACAUUUGCCAAAUGCCCUUCAGCGUGUACAGCACCUUGGAAAAACAUAUGAAAAAGUGGCAUGGAGAACAUUUGAUGACAAAUGAAGUCAAAAUUGAAGAAGCCGAGAGAACAUAAAUUGGGGUCUCUCUUUCCAGACUUUGCGCCACACUUUGACAAAAAAAAACUAACAAAAUGGGGAAGCUGGAUACUCUUUUUCUGCAAUGUUCAUUUUGGGUCAAUUUUGUGUUUUUAAGAAACUGCCAAAUGAGAAAACAGAUAUUUUAACACCACUUAAGGCUGUCUAAACUGCCUCAUUUGGGGUUCCUUUUUAAACAAUCAGUCAGUUGAGUUAUACUAUAUGUGGAGCCUUUAACUGUGCAAUAAUUUCUGUAUUUAUUCAAUUUUGUAUUUUGGCAUGUGCAGGUACAUUAUUAUUUAGGCUUUUUUUUUGUAUAUUUGUUUUACUUGAUUUAGCAUUUCUCUGUUUUUUAAAACCCCAUGUUAUCCUGAGAGUCUUUUCAGAAGACAAAGGUCAAUUUUGUUUUUUUUGGCCGCUGCUUGUAGUAAAUUGUAUAUUAAGCUAAACGUGUGAUUUCUUGAAGAGAGGCUGAAUUCAAUCUUCAAUUUGAAAGUGGCGUUAACUGAGAAUGCUAGAAUUAGUCUAUUUUGUGUGAUGAUACGCGGACAACAAUCCUUGUAGCAUGAACUGAGUCUAAAACAUGUCAAUAUAAUUGGAUAUGUAGCACUGAGCGUCAUAUUUGACAGUAAAUCUAAAAUCAAAGAGGAUCCCAAGGUUCCUGCUGAGAACAGAACUACCAGAGGAAACACAUCUGGAUAAGGCAGCUGCUGACUGGUACGACGUGGUCCCAAGCCCCGACAACGCUACGACAACCAUCUUCUGCUUUCCAGCCCCUCCAUCUUACUUACAUUCAAACAUCCAUUCAUUAUAGUUUGCACCAAGCCAUAUGAUCUAGGCCUUUAUUGAUAUGGACUAAACUGAGCAUGAAGCCAUGCAAUACGAGUAUGCAUAGAGAUGGAUAGAAGACUCAGACAACAGCACAGGGACAUCUCAGGGUGAGCUUUACUACUUUUGUGAUUAACCUAAUAUUUUCUGCAUUUCCAUUUCAUCAUAUGUUGGAAUUAGCGACAGUACAACACCCCCCCCGUCCCCCCGUCCCCUAGGCUAAUGCCCAGGCUUUGUCCUCAAUAUAAAGUGGUUAGACUGAUUUAUAUUUGAAGUCACAGCUUGUAAUUAAUUAGUUUAGAGAGAGAUACAUGUGUGUGAAUACAUGGCAGACUACUCUUAGUUUCCUGCAGAAAAUUGAAUUUGAUUGAUUUUAUUGUUAAGAUUUAUAAAAACCAACAACCCUAUGCAUUUUGUGCUCAAAUGUCUCUCAUGAAAUUUUUGGAAAAGUGGUAGAGUAAAUGUUAACUUGUAUCUUCAUAGUGAUCUAUACAUGUAUAAUCUGAUGACUGAAGUCACCAUGUGGUUAAGGAAUCCACUGAGAAUAGGAAUCCUCAAAGGCUUCACCAUUAGUUGUAGGACAGUUUUGUGUAAAAGAGGAAAUGAUAAGUCAAUGUGAGCGGAAGUAGUAAGACUAAUGGUAAGACAUCAGUUUGCUCCAUGCCCCUUUGUUUUUUUAAACAUCAUAACCCCAUCCACCUUCAUAGCUGCUGUCAAUUCAUAAAUCUAGAGUUCUUAGCAACAGAUCCGCACUUUAUAAUUUCCCCGUCCGACACAGAGAGAGCUGGACAGAAAGGUACUGAAGGGUGGAGAGCUUUGGGGUCUGCUGAUGCUGAAGUGCCCAGGGUUGUUAGGCAAGGCUUUUCCAAUGCUGGCACUAUAAAAAAAAAGGAAAUAUAAUUUAUUUGGGACAGUUUUUGUACUGCCAUUCAAUUUGACAUGAGUGUGCCUUGAAUAAGGAUCUUCCUAUUUAUUGUCUCAGACAAAUGCAACACUUUUAUGAAGCAUCAAAUUGAACAACAAAAAAUGUGAACUUUAACUUGUAGUUUGACAUUUCCACGGAAAUAUAAAUUAAAUAAUGCUGAGUUCAGGCUAGGAGUACCCAGCACAAUAUCAGUGUGUCUGUGUGUGUGUAUAUAUGUAUGCAUAUGUACAUAUAAAGGCACAAACCUAUAUAUAGAUAUAUGUCAAAUUCCUCACUCAUUAGGACAAUAGUCGGUCCAACAACAAAAAGCCACACAAAAAGUCAAGGAAGAGACUCAACAAAAAUCAGGAAAUGCAGAAACUAAAAAAAACGAAUUUAGUGCACUCUGUCUUAAAAUAAGUUUACAGUAUUAAAACAAGUACAAGGGUAAAAUAAUAUUUGUGUGUAUGUGUGUUUUGAACAAACAAGUAUUUUUUUUUCAGUUUUGCUUAUGAAGUUUCUCUGAAUGCCGUAGUGGCGAUAUUGUUUUAUAUUUUUUCCGGGUCUUUUUUGGUGACGGGGUUUUAGUAUAUAUAUAUAUAAAAACAUAUGAAUAUAUAUUACAUUUUUCUUGUUUACUGUAAAAGUAUACCAGUAUUUGUAAUAUUGGAGAAUGCCUGGGCAUUUUACAAAAAUAGAAAAAAGGUUGUUUUUUUUGUUUUUUUUUGCAGUCCAAUUUAAAUUGUGGGUCUCUUAAACUGUUUUUGUCACUGUAAUUGUAAAAGUCUUAAGUUUUAGUAACUUUUAUUCUGCCUUGGGUGUAAUGAAAUAAAAAUAAACACAUUUAAAAAUGACUUGGAUUUGGUGGUGGGCUGGCUGUUGGGGUUUGGUGGGUGGACGGGGUUUCUACCUUGGAACUUCAGAACAUUUGUUCUGCUUUCCAGAAGAAACACACUGAGAAUACUGACUUGUAUCUAGUGCUCUUCUUCUUGAAUGGAGUAUUCUUCAUGGAUGGUUUGAAAUACAAUUGUAGGCACUUGCUGUCUUUCCUAAGGAGCUUCUUUUUUUUACUUGAAGGCUAUGUGCAUCCUGUUGUGAACACAGUACCUCGUCAUGUCUGCUCUUAUAUCUGGUGCAGGGGAGCGUGACUUCCUGCCAAUGAAAAGAUAAAACUCACAGGCUGCCACCAGCUGUCUCUCUCUUUGGCAGUAUAGGUAUCUGAUGAAUUUGUACUUGUAAUGAAUCGUACUGAAUCACAUUGUACAGUAAGCGAUCACAAGGCUGUUAGACAGCCUCAAAGUAACACGAACGCAGCCAAUGUUCAGUUUACCGCUCCAUUAUUUGUACAUAGUUUUCUAUGACGCUGUUUUACUUUUUUUUGUUUGUGAUCUUUAACUGGCACUGGCGGUGACUUCCUGUUUCUGAAGGGGGGGUGGCGGGGUGUUAUUCUGUUUGAACUUUGUGACCUUCAUGUGUGUUUUCCGGCACAUGCCUAACCCAUUGAUAUUCCUCGCAUUGAGAACAGAGCACA
This is a messenger RNA of Notothenia coriiceps (black rockcod), 5403 nucleotides long. It is a transcript of the gene bcl11ba, whose product is annotated as BCL11 transcription factor B a. Gene Ontology annotation, cellular component: nucleus. NCBI's taxonomy places the organism in Eukaryota, Metazoa, Chordata, Actinopteri, Perciformes, Nototheniidae. The transcript is spliced from 2 exons. Gene Ontology annotation, molecular function: RNA polymerase II cis-regulatory region sequence-specific DNA binding; DNA-binding transcription factor activity. The record is from RefSeq and is a predicted model, not a curated record. The coding region runs from base 1 to 2139 and encodes 712 amino acids. Gene Ontology annotation, biological process: positive regulation of transcription by RNA polymerase II.